AUGGUGGCCAAAGUCAAUGAGGUGAAGUCCACAAUCCAGUUCCAGAUGAAGAAGGUGCUGUGUCUGGCCGUGGCAGUCGGCCACGUGAAGAUGACAGACGAUGAGCUUGUGUACAACAUCCACCUGGCUGUCAACUUCCUGGUGUCACUGCUCAAGAAGAAUUGGCAGAACGUCCAGGCCUUGUACAUCAAGAGCACCAUGGGCAAGCCCCAGCACCUGUACUAA
Molecule: messenger RNA, 225 nt
Organism: Lepus europaeus (European hare)
Lineage: Eukaryota; Metazoa; Chordata; Mammalia; Lagomorpha; Leporidae
Product: large ribosomal subunit protein uL1-like
Exons: 1
Coding region: 1-225 (74 amino acids)
Source: RefSeq, a predicted model, not a curated record